AGGAGCAGUUUCACCAUGGAAUAUGAAGCCAAGAAAGGGAAGAAGGGCUUUGUGUCCCCCAUCCGAAGGCUGGUGUUCCCGAAGGCUGCACGCCAGGCUGCCUUCAGAAGCAGUGUCAGUCGCAGGCCCCUGCACUCUAUGCCUCUUUAUCCCCCUGACUACCUCAUCGACCCCCACAUCCUGCUGUGUGACUACCUGGAGAAAGAGGUCAAGUUCCUGGGUCACCUCACCUGGGUGACUUCCUCACUGAACCCCACCAGCCGAGAUGAGCUCCUGCAGCUUCUGGACACCGCCAGGCAGCUGAAGGAGUUGCCUCUGAAGACCACACCGGAGCAGGACAGCAUCCUGAGCCUGUCCGCACGCUGCCUGCUGCUCACCUGGCGCGACAACGAGGAGCUCAUCCUGCGCAUCCCGACACACGAGAUUGCUGCUGCCUCCUACCUGCAGGACGACGCUCUGCAUCUGCUAGUGCUUAAGACUGGUCUGGGCGUGGACCCCGUGCCCGCGGGUAUGGACGGCAGCCCGGGAGGUUCGGGUCGCGAUCCUGGCCCUCCGGGCGCCGUGCCCGAGAAACGACGGGUGGGCACAGCCGAGCGACGCCACACCAUCUGCAGCCUGGACUGGCGCGUGGCGUGGGGCGGGGGCGGGGGCGCGGGCUCGGAGGCCCGAGCGGCGGGAGGCGGCGGCAGCCUGGAGCGGCAGCGCGCCGGAGCGAGGGCGUCGGGCAGCUGGGAGCGGCGACAGACGUUCAGCGGCAGCUGGGAGCGGCGGCACGCGGGCGGCGGCACGGGCAAGCCGGGUGGCAGCUGGGAGCGGCGGCAGGCGAGUGGCGGCGUCGGCGGCAGCUGGGAGCGACGCCACCCCGGCCCCAACCCGCUGGAUCCCCAGAACCACAGCCCCGACGCCUACUGCAACCUGGUCAUCCUGGCUGUGGCAAACAGGGAUGCUGCUGAGGAAUCCUGUGCGCUCAUCUGUCAAGUCUUCCAGAUCAUCUAUGGGGACCAGAGCAUCGAGUGUGUAGACCGGGCCGGCUACCACUACAGAUCCACACCAAAGCGGCCAUGGCUCUCCAGCUGCAGUGAGAGCUGCCGUACGGACGGGACGUUCGCCUACGAUGCUGACUUGAGCUGCUGCAGCUCCUUCAAUGGCUCCCAGGACACAUUUGAAGCGUGUUACAGUGGCACAUCCACACCAUCUUUCCACGGCUCCCACUGCAGUAGUAUCGACCACAGCACCUGGGCCUUCGAGCAGCUACAGGAUUACAUGGUCACGGUGAGCGUGAGAUUGGGUGCUCAGGAAGUUAUGGGAUUUGAACUCAGACUUCCAGAAACCACACUCCGCAGCAGGCUGGCUGGAUGCUGGAGUCACCUUGCCCUGUGUCCUCUAGGGAUGCGGCCCUUCAUCCCAGAUCAGGACAUAGGCUACUUCGAGGGCUUCCUAGAGAGUAUGGGUAUCCGCGAGGGCGGAAUCCUCACCGACAGCUUCGGCCGCAUCAAGCGCAGCAUGAGCUCCACGUCUGCCUCUGCUGUGCGCAGUUACGAUGGGGCGACCCAGAGGCCUGAGGUGCAGACCUUCCACCAGCUGCUGACCGACAUCACGCAUGACAUAGAGGCGCUGGCCCCCGACGACGACGACGACGUCUAUGAAGAUGUCUCCCCUAGCGGGGGCGACCAAGUUGAAGAUAACUACCUGUAGCUCUACGGCACACUUGCCCAUAGGACACCAUCCCCAGUGUGCCUGGACUCCUGGGUUCCCAUCUGUGCCAUCUGGGCUUUUUUCCCUGCAAAUGGGUUCCCAGGGAUUCAGCCCUGCAAUACCGAGAAAAUCCUGCAGGGGGCGGGAGAGUCAGACUCUAGAGUGUUCUUCAAGAAAAAGAAUCGCUCCACCUACUGGCCGACAGAAAAGAUUUCCAAUUCACACCCCACUUUCUGCAAACCUGCCCAACCCCAAACCAGAAACAUUUCCAGAACCUAGAGAUCUCUCUUCAAUUUUAUAGGCUGAGAAUCUAAGAGACUUCGGAGGGUUUGUUUGUUUGUUUGUUUGUUUUUAAGGAAUGGAUAUGAGGGAACGCCAGGUUUCUUAGAUAUCGAUGCCCAUUUCCACAUCUCUACGAUAAUUUCAGCUCCACCCAUAUCACAGGUGGUCAUUGGGGUGAAUAGAGGGCAAGACCGUAGUGUUGGGACUAGCAUGCUGUAGGUGCUCAAUA
Messenger RNA from Mus pahari (shrew mouse), 2206 nucleotides. It is a transcript of the gene Ccm2l, whose product is annotated as CCM2 like scaffold protein. NCBI's taxonomy places the organism in Eukaryota, Metazoa, Chordata, Mammalia, Rodentia, Muridae. Gene Ontology annotation, biological process: heart morphogenesis. The coding region runs from base 16 to 1695 and encodes 559 amino acids. The transcript is spliced from 10 exons. The record is from RefSeq and is a predicted model, not a curated record.